Molecule: messenger RNA, 2319 nt
Organism: Gossypium raimondii (Peruvian cotton)
Lineage: Eukaryota; Viridiplantae; Streptophyta; Magnoliopsida; Malvales; Malvaceae
Product: violaxanthin de-epoxidase, chloroplastic
Exons: 2
Coding region: 158-1777 (539 amino acids)
Biological process (GO): xanthophyll cycle
Molecular function (GO): violaxanthin de-epoxidase activity
Source: RefSeq, a predicted model, not a curated record
AGAAACACGCCACGUAUUGAAACGCCGGUUCUAGCAAGUUGGAAAAGGCGGGCGGGUUCUACACUCCUCUACCAACCAACCACCAUUUUCAAUCCUACUUAGUUUAGCGUUGCAAGUAACUCUCCCUCCCACUCUUACCUUUCAAACCCGUAAAGUCAUGAGCUUGGUUCUGGAACCUCCGCCUCCACCUCUAUCCAAAUCCAAAACCGGUGCUCCGCUCAAACGCUGCUUCACCUCCAUCCGCACCGCUUUACCUCCGCCAAACCAUCGAUUCAGAGCCUCUCGUUUUCCACUGCAUCCGACUUCCAGCUCUAGACCAACUGUUACUGUGGUUCUAAAGACGGAGAAGGAAAAAAAUGCGGUGACGGAGCAAAAAGACCCGCCGGUAAGGAUUGUGGCAGUGGUCGGCCAAGGAAGCGUCAGCCCAUUAAAAUGCACCCCCUGGGAGGAGGUUAUGAUGCACACCGCAAAAAGAUUGAAAUGGGUGGAUGAAGGAUAUGAAAUGGUUGUUGUCACUGACAAUUUCCAUCAAUCUAAUGAUCAAACAGCCAUGGACCUGCAAAAGGAAUUGGCUUGUGCAGAUAUUUUGCUAGUUGUAGCUGUUACUAAUCAAGACUCGGUGAAAUGGAUUGGGACAAAUAGCGGAAACAUCCCUAACGUAAUCUGCUUUGAAUCCGAUCCGGGUUUGGUUAACAAAUUAGGAGGCUCUUAUGUCCACAGUGAAAUGAAAGGAAGUAUCUUUGACAAAGUGGUGGGAAUUUCUCAACUGAAGAAAACAGAUGAAACAAAGGAAGUUGUGCAAACCGUAUCGGAGGCAUGGGACCGGUGUAAUUCUGACGAUAUAAGGUUCUGUUUGUUGGUUAUUAUCAAUGCUUAUAUUCAGCCAGUCCCGACCUUGAAGAACUUGAGAUCAAAGGGCUUUUCAACCCUGAACUGUAUGGUGAAGAAUUGUGGACCUCAGAUAUUGGAUUGUCUUAUGGAUCCGAAUUGUAGGAAAGCACUUCAAUGCUUGAACAAAUGCAGCCCUGUAGAUCAGGUGUGUAAUUAUCGGUGUAUUGCUUCAUUUGAAAGUCCGAAACUAGAAGCAUUUUCUCUGUGUGUUCUUCAGAAAAACAAUUGUCUUGAUUUAGAUGCGAAGAUCCCCGAAAAGCCGUACGUGCAGCCUAUGCUUAAGUUUCGAGGGAAGGACUUGUGCCAUGAAACCGCCGAAGAUUUAUUUGUUGGUUGGUUGGGGAGUUUGGAUUGGAGUUGGCGAGUCGUAGCAGGGCAGAACCCAGCCUAUGAUCAGUUCCCAUGUCAGUACCAGCUAUUUUACAGGGGAAAGGCGAAGGGAUCGUUUUGGUACGAGCCAGUUUUUCAGGUUAAAACUUUAGAAGGAGAAUUGGUUUGGAGGCGUCGUAAAUAUCGAGUCAAGAGAGCAAACGUUCCAGGGACAUUUUACUUCAGUGUCUUGGAUAACGGGGUUGUUUCGAAGGAGUAUUGGACAAUCGUAGAUGUAUCAGAAGAUUUUAGUUGGGGUCUGUUCCAUUACCAUGGGGCAGCACGAGUGGCCGGACAAUCGUACACUGGAGCGGUGCUGGUUAGUCCGGAUGGGACAUACCCUAAACAGACACAGAGCAACAGAUUAUCUUCAGCUUUGGAGAAAUGUGGAAUUAAGGAAUGGGAAUUAUAUACGGUUGAUAACUGUGCAUGCCAAGAUCCUCCAUUAGGAAUUCCAGAAGGUUCAAGUUUACAUUCAAUGCUUGAUGCAAAAGACCAGAGCUGGAGCUCAGUUUAAGGAUGGCCUAAUGUUCAUAAAUUCCUACAGGGAAUAGGGGAGUAUCGAAGUUAAAAUGUGAUAUUUUGAUUUUUUCUUCUUGAUACCUAAAACUAGCUUUUAAAGUCUUUCACUAAUGAUUGAUAGGGCCGUUCCACAUAGAACCACCCUCCAAAAAUAGGCGUAUGCCGCCAAGAGCGGCGAGCACACGGUAUUCUUUAGUAAAAGGCGAAAGAAUAGUUCGCUUUGUGCUCACCGCACGGCUCCGUGACUUGCAUACCUCCAUUAGCUCUUUAAUUUAUGGAAGUGGGUUGGGAUGCGAUUUUAUGUAUUGUGGCGAUGUGGGAUCCUUUUCCUCCAAUUUCGACUGUUUUUAGGGUUUAGGGGCAUGCAGUUCUCCACUCCUCUCCUAAAUUACACACUUUUCUAUCACGUUUUCCUCUCAUUUUUUAAUCCUUUAAUUUUAUAAGCUAAUAUGGUACAAUAAAUUCCUAAUCCUAUGUUUGUUUUUUAUUGGAUUUUUGUCUUGUUUGAAUAAAUAUAUCUCCUACUUUUCUUUGAAA